Molecule: messenger RNA, 1123 nt
Organism: Pseudonaja textilis
Lineage: Eukaryota; Metazoa; Chordata; Lepidosauria; Squamata; Elapidae
Gene: TRADD
Product: TNFRSF1A associated via death domain
Biological process (GO): extrinsic apoptotic signaling pathway; positive regulation of canonical NF-kappaB signal transduction
Cellular component (GO): tumor necrosis factor receptor superfamily complex
Molecular function (GO): transmembrane receptor protein tyrosine kinase adaptor activity
Source: RefSeq, a predicted model, not a curated record
CGCGCGCGAAAGACUUCCCGGCUCCGUCGCCUACGAGGCAGCGGCACCCGAUCCUAUCCCGGGGAAGCGCGCACGUGCCCGGCUGGCAAUCUCCGCCCUGAACUUCUGUGACGCGCCAAGGCGGAAAAAGCAGCCGGCGGGGCUCGGCUACUUAGGACGCGGGAGGCACUUCCAGGAUGGCAGCCAGGAUGGAUGAGUGGGUGGGCUGUGCUUACCUCUUUGUCCAGGUAAGCUCGGAAAAGGUCUUUCUGCCUACCCUCUACAGAAGCCCACAGCAGAAGCCCUGCGUGUACAAAGCGUUGAAGUUGGCGUUUGCAGAUUCCACAGGGGGAUUUAACGGGCUGGAUAUUCUGAAGGUCCAUAGUAGUGACCCACAUUUGAUCAUCCAGCUCAAGUUCCACAAGCAAGAGAACUGCCGAAAGUUCCUGCAAAGCUACCAUCAAGGAGAACUUCAAGAAGCUCUCCAGAGGCAUCUCAAGGUCUUUUUGGCCUUGCCCAGCCUGGAGCCCCUCAAGACGGAGCUGAGGGCUGGUGCUGAAAAGUUGGAUUCCAUCAUCCAAGAAGAAGAACGUUGUCUGGAGACCAUCUCUCGGGAGAAGCCGAAUCAUCUCAGAGAUGAAGAAGUAGCAGAGUUGGAAGCAUCCCUGAUGAAUCUGACUUUUCAAGAAAGCAACUCGAAAUCACAGCUCUCUUCAGAGUCUUCCUUCCACACUUUAAAUUCCUCCCCUCCAUCUUCCAGCCCUCCGGAGAUUUCAAAGCCUCCGGUGGAAGAAGAUACCUUCUUUUUCCAGAAGCAACAAUUUGCCAACAGAAAAAUCACCCCCGAUGACCACCAGAAGUUCGCCAAACUGGUGUCCAAGAAAUGGAAACAGGUGGGCCGGUCCCUCUACCUACAGACCAAAUGCCGAGCCCUCCGGGACCCCUUCAUCGAUAACCUAGCCAUUGAAUACGAACGCGAAGGCCUGUACGAACAAGCGUACCAGAUGCUUCGCAGGUUUAUUGACUCAGAGGGCAAGAAGGCCACCAUUCAGAGCCUGAUGGCUGCCUUGGAAGACAAUGGCCUCAUCAGUUUAGGUGAAGAACUUUUGGGUCUCCACCAAAGUGACUCGUGAAGAAGAAGAAG